This is a messenger RNA of Talpa occidentalis (Iberian mole), 945 nucleotides long. RefSeq names its product olfactory receptor 10A3-like. The transcript has a single exon. The coding region runs from base 1 to 945 and encodes 314 amino acids. The record is from RefSeq and is a predicted model, not a curated record. Gene Ontology annotation, cellular component: membrane. Lineage: Eukaryota; Metazoa; Chordata; Mammalia; Eulipotyphla; Talpidae. Gene Ontology annotation, biological process: G protein-coupled receptor signaling pathway. Gene Ontology annotation, molecular function: olfactory receptor activity; G protein-coupled receptor activity.
AUGAAAAGGCAGAAUCAGAGCUCUGUGGUUGAAUUCAUCCUCUUGGGCUUUUCUAACUAUCCUGAACUGCAAGGGCAGCUCUUUGGGGUUUUCUUGGUGAUUUACCUGGCUACUUUCACUGGAAAUGUCAUCAUUAUAGUUGUCAUCUCCCUGGAACAGAGCCUCCAUGUCCCCUUGUACCUGUUUCUCCUGAACUUGUCUGUGUUAGAAGUGAGUUACACUGCAGCUAUUGUACCUGAAAUGCUGGUGACCCUUUCCACUGAAAGAGCGACGAUUACUUUUGCAGGCUGUUAUUCACAGAUGUACUGUAUUCUCUUCUUUGGUGGGACUGAAUGUUUUCUCCUGGGGGCAAUGGCUUAUGACCGCUACUCUGCCAUCUGCCAUCCUCUGAACUACCCAGUGAUUAUGAACAAAAGUGUUUUCAAGAAAUUAUUGAUUUUCUCAUGGGUUUCCUGGAUAGUGGUGGCUACUGUACAGACCACAUGGGUAUUUAGUUUUCCCUUUUGUGGGCCCAAUGAAAUUGAUCAUAUCUCUUGUGAAACCCCAGCAGUGCUGGAGCUUGCAUGUGCAGACACUUAUUUUUUUGAAAUCUAUGCAUUCACUGGCACCAUUUUGAUUGUCUUAGUUCCUUUCCUGUUGAUACUCUUGUCUUAUGUUCGAAUUCUCUUUGCCAUCCUGAAGAUUCCAUCCAACACUGGGAGGCAGAAGGCAUUUUCCACCUGUGCCUCCCAUCUGACUUCUGUUACCCUCUUCUAUGGCACGGCCAUUAUGACUUACUUACAGCCUAAAUCUGGCUACUCUCCAGACACCAAGAAAUUGAUGUCAUUGUCUUACUCCCUUCUUACUCCUCUGCUGAAUCCACUGAUUUACAGUUUGAGAAACAGUGAGAUGAAACGAGCUUUCCUGAAAUUAUGGCGAAGAAAAGUGAAUUUACACACAUUCUGA